AUGACUGAUGCAUUAGAAGUACCCAAAUUGAAACUCAAUAAUGGAAAAAUGAUGCCAGCUAUUGCCUUAGGUACCUAUUUAGGAUUCGGUCAGAAUGGUACUAUAAAAUCGCAAAACAAGAAGUUGCGGAAUGUGGUAAUGCGCGCCAUAGAUAUCGGAUACAGGCAUUUUGAUACUGCCUUUAUUUAUGAAACGGAAGAGGAGAUUGGAGAAGCAAUCCGCAUGAAGAUAGAUGAAGGCGUUGUUAAAAGAGAUGACAUUUUUGUAACUACAAAGCUGUGGAAUACACAUCACAAGAGGGAACAAGUACCGCUAGUGUUAAAGCAGACUCUGGAUAUAAUGGGUUUAAAUUACGUUGACUUAUAUUUAAUGCAUUGGCCGAUUGGUUUAAACGAAGAUUACACUUUCUCCAAUGUCGAUUUCAUGGAAACCUGGCGAGGGAUGGAAGAUGCUCAGAGACUUGGUCUAACAAAAGCUAUAGGCGUCUCCAACUUCAAUGCUGAGCAGUUAAAGAGAGUUAUUGAAGAAGGAAGUAUAAAACCCGCCGCUAUUCAAAUUGAGAUUCAUCCACAGAUUACACAAGCUGACUUGAUCGAGUAUGCCAGGUCGGAAGGCAUAGUGGUAAUGGGUUAUAGUCCAUUUGGCUCUCUGGUUAUGAGAUUCGGCAUGCAAUUCCCGGGUCCCAAAAUGGAUGAUCCGGUUUUGGUAGAAAUUGCAAGAAAAUAUAACAAAACGACAGCGCAAGUUAUAUUAAGAUGGCAGGUUGACAGAAAUGUGGUACCAGUGCCAAAGACGGUGAACUACGAACGAUUGAAGGAAAAUAUUGAUAUUUUCGAUUUUAAAUUAGAACAGCAAGAAAUUGAUAAAAUAAACCAAUAUGAUAGUCAUGUCAGAUAUACCUUCCCGACCUUUUGGCAGACUCAUCCGUAUUAUCCAUUUGAAAAGGUCGAUAAUCCUCUAUCAGAUCCUUUUAUCGGAAGAAAAGUUAACUCGUUUAGUAAUACGAAAUCGUAA
Molecule: messenger RNA, 1014 nt
Organism: Parnassius mnemosyne (clouded apollo)
Lineage: Eukaryota; Metazoa; Arthropoda; Insecta; Lepidoptera; Papilionidae
Source: the annotation of a GenBank genome assembly